This is a messenger RNA of Acanthochromis polyacanthus (spiny chromis), 1917 nucleotides long. RefSeq names its product nudix (nucleoside diphosphate linked moiety X)-type motif 12 (gene nudt12). Gene Ontology annotation, biological process: NADP+ catabolic process; NAD+ catabolic process. Gene Ontology annotation, molecular function: metal ion binding; protein binding; NADH pyrophosphatase activity. Gene Ontology annotation, cellular component: cytosol. The coding region runs from base 173 to 1531 and encodes 452 amino acids. The transcript is spliced from 8 exons. The record is from RefSeq and is a predicted model, not a curated record. Lineage: Eukaryota; Metazoa; Chordata; Actinopteri; Pomacentridae.
UAGCAGAAGAGGCUAAAACCAACUAAAACUAGCUGUUGCUGGGGAGUACCUGAAUGCAGCACAGGUCUGGCCAGCAGCCGUUGUUGCUCUUGAACGCAGCUCGUCGUUUUUUAUACAACACCGGAGGGACGACGGAGGAGAAACGACACAGAGCAGAAGCUUUGAGGCCAGGAUGACGAGCUUACAGAUGAGUGCGAAGGAGGAGAUGGUAGAGAAGUUUCUGGAUGCUGCAGCCCGAGGAGAUGUGGUCCUGGUGACUGCACAUCUGGCCCAGCUUCCCUCCGUCAUCAACCAGACGGGAUACAGCGGCUGGACGGCGCUGAUGCUCGCUGCUCGUAACGGACACUACGACGUGGUGGAGAAGCUGCUGUCACACAGCUGUGAUAAAUACUUGGUGAACAGUUCGUCACAAACCGCUUACGAUAUCGCCAAGUUCUGGGGCCACACACACAUUUCCAACCUGCUGAGCCGGACAGACGAGGGCAGCCAGAGAGUUCUGCCGGGUUCUGAAGUCAGUCCACAGGAAAACUACUUCAGCAGGGAGAUGCUGGACCGGCUGAGCGGGAAGAGGACCGAUAAGACCUGGUUGGAGUCCAAACACAGCGACCCGGAUACCGUCUACCUGAUGUUCUCCAAGCUCAACCCCAUGGUCAGCAUGCCACAGGAGGACGACGGGGGCGAGACCAAGCUGUGUCGGUUCAGAUACGACGCUGUGAAGGACCUUUUCCAGAAACCUGCCACUGUGCUCAUCUUCCUGGGAGUGGAGAAGAGGAAGAAUCCCUCGUCUUCCUCCGACGGCGUCCGGGAGCCUCCUGCCUGGUUCGCCAUCGGCACUGAUGAAGACACCGUUGAACUCCUGAAACGCAGCAGAGAAAAGAACUGCUGCUUCCCCAAGUCGCCCCACAGAGACCUGCUGAAGCUGAACGAGGAAGAGGCCGGAGUCAUGGCCCAGGCCCGGUCGGUGUUAGCCUGGCACAGCCGCUACAGCUUCUGUCCGACUUGUGGCAGCAGCACCAGUCUGGAGGAGGCCGGAUACAAGAGGAAAUGCCUGAACUCUGAGUGCAGGAGCCAGCAGGGCGUCCACAACACCUGCUACCCUCGAGUCGACCCGGUGGUGAUCAUGCUGGUGAUCCACCCUGAUGGAAACCAGUGUCUACUGGGGAGGAAGAAGAUGUUCCCAGCUGGGUUUUUCUCCUGUCUGGCUGGAUUUGUGGAGCCUGGAGAGUCUCUGGAGGAGGCGGUGAGGAGGGAGGUGGAGGAGGAGAGCGGGGUGAAGGUCGGACCCGUCCACUACGUCUCCUGCCAGCCCUGGCCGAUGCCGUCCAGCCUCAUGAUGGGAUGUCUGGCCGUCGCCGUGUCGACCGACAUCCGCGUGGACGAGAGCGAGAUCGAGGAGGCCCACUGGUUCCCACGGCAACAGGUGAUCGACUCGAUGUUUAAAGGUUCCCGUCCAGCCUUUACUGUCCCUCCCAGACAGACCAUCGCCCACCAGCUCAUCAGACACUGGAUCGGCAUCACCUCCAACCUCUAACAUCCAACAUCCAGACUGUUCAUUCCACCGUUUGUCUGUAAAAUGAGUCCAGAAAAAACACCUCAGAUCUGAGGUUUGGACUGAAAUCUGAGACGUGGCACCGAGAAGACGAAUUAAAAGAAGAAGAAAUGUGUAAAAUUCCUCCAGACACGUCUGUGUGAGCAGUAACAGAAGAAGAAAUGUACUAAUAAUGAUGAUCUGAAGGCAUUUCAACACCUUUAAUCAAUGAAAAAUAAACUUAUUUUUAUUAAAAUGUGGUUUUAAGUCAAACUAAAAAUACUCAACAAAUCUACAAGUUGACAUGAUUGUAAGAUAAAUCUGCAUUAAUAAAUGAUGUCUUGUACAAUUUUACAACAGUAAAUAAAUGGAAAAUGUGCUGUAAUUUA